Molecule: messenger RNA, 419 nt
Organism: Symbiodinium pilosum
Lineage: Eukaryota; Dinophyceae; Suessiales; Symbiodiniaceae
Source: the annotation of a GenBank genome assembly
GAUCAGAAGACUCUUCCGGCCCUCCCGUUCAAAGAGAGGGGUGGCCUCGAUUCUGCUCUGUCAGCCAGGAACAAGCAGAGAAGCUUUUCCGCGAUGCCUUUAGCGGCCGCGGCCUAGACGAGAUGCUUCGGGAGGAGAUGGGACGAGUUCCACUCCAGCCAGGAGUGCACACAGCGGCUGUGCGCGAGGGCAUUUUCGCCCGGCUCCUUCGUUCUGCUCAGAUGGCUUCACAGCUGCCGCUAGCAGAAGAGGUUACAGAGAAGCCACGGCCAGAAGAGAAUUGGCCACGGCUGGACAUUCAAAGGGAGCCUUUUGUGGGAAGCGAUGGGUACAGGUGGGUGCGUAUCUACACCACAGCACGGUGGCCAAAUGGGCGGAAGCAGGAGCACGUCCUCGAGAAGCCGGUGUACAAAAUGUGA